Messenger RNA from Piliocolobus tephrosceles (Ugandan red Colobus), 528 nucleotides. It is a transcript of the gene CLPS, whose product is annotated as colipase. Gene Ontology annotation, molecular function: lipase binding; enzyme activator activity. Gene Ontology annotation, biological process: lipid catabolic process; positive regulation of catalytic activity; response to food. Lineage: Eukaryota; Metazoa; Chordata; Mammalia; Primates; Cercopithecidae. The transcript is spliced from 3 exons. The record is from RefSeq and is a predicted model, not a curated record. Gene Ontology annotation, cellular component: extracellular region. The coding region runs from base 30 to 368 and encodes 112 amino acids.
UGCCACCCACACCAGCUGUCCCACUCGCCAUGGAGAAGAUCCGGAUCCUCCUGCUUGUCGCCCUUUCUGUGGCCUCUGCAGCUCCUGGUCCACGGGGGAUCAUCAUCAACCUGGAUAACGGUGAGCUGUGCAUAAAUAGUGUCCAGUGUAAGAGCCAAUGCUGCCAACACGAUGGUGCGUUGGACCUGGCCCGCUGCAUACCCCUGGCCAGCGAGAACAGCGAGUGUUCUGUCAAGACGCUCUACGGGAUUUACUACAAGUGUCCCUGUGAGCGUGGCCUGACCUGUGAUGGAGACAAGACCAUCUUGGGCGCCAUCACCAACACCAACUUUGGCGUCUGCCACGACCUUGGACGCUCCAAGCAGUGAGACCGCCCACCCACUCCCACACCUAGCCCAAAAUGCUGCAGGCCACUAGGCUCAAGGGCACCUCUCCCCCUGCUCCAGGGCAUCUCCCGGGCUGGCCACCUCCUUGACCAGCACCUCUGUUUUCUGAUUGGACUCUUCACAAUUAAAGGCCUCCUGCAAA